Messenger RNA from Olea europaea var. sylvestris, 1371 nucleotides. RefSeq lists its product as uncharacterized. Gene Ontology annotation, molecular function: nucleic acid binding. NCBI's taxonomy places the organism in Eukaryota, Viridiplantae, Streptophyta, Magnoliopsida, Lamiales, Oleaceae. Gene Ontology annotation, biological process: DNA integration. The record is from RefSeq and is a predicted model, not a curated record. Bases 1 to 1371 code for a protein of 456 amino acids. The transcript has 4 exons.
AUGAAUAGUUCAUUUCCUUUUGCUGUUCCCAAACUAAUAAAGGAAAAUUAUGGACAUUGGAGUAUACACGUGAAUGCGUUGCUCGGCUCACAAGAGGCAUGGGAAGUUGUAGAGAAAGGCUAUGAUGAACCAGAGAAUGAACGAGCUUUUAGUCAAGCUCAAAAGAAUGCCUUGCAAAGGCACCGUAAGUUUGAUCAACAUGCUUUCUCUAUUAUUCACAUGGGCAUAGAUGAAGCCAUGUUCGAGAAAAUUGCGUCAUCAACAAAAGCUAAGGAAGCUUGGGAGAUUCUCGAGAACAAUUUCAAGGGAAUUGAAAAAGUGAAGAAGGUUCGCCUUCAAAUCCUUCGUGGGGAGCUCGAAUCUCUGCACAUGAAAGAGUCUGAAUCUGUCUUUGACUAUGUUGCCAUAGAAGAGUCUAAUGACUUGGAUACCACGACCCUUGAUCAACUCAUGGGGUCCUUGCAAGCAUAUGAAGAAAGAUUGAAGAAGAAAGGAGAACCUGUGGCUCAAGUUCUUCAAACGAAUGUCUCCUUGGGAGGAUCUAGCAAUCAAUCGAGAGGACGAGGGCGUUGGAACUAUGGCUCCAAGAGAGGUGGCGGAAGAAGAUAUGACAAGUCGAAUGUUCAAUGUUACACUUGUCAUAAAUAUGGUCACCAUGCUUCCGAAUAUAGGAGUGACAUCACCAAUAAUGAAGAGAGAGUGAAUUAUGUUGGAGCAAAGGAAGAUGAAGAAUUGUCGUUGUUGUUGGCAACCAAAAAAGAAAAGGAUAAACAAUUGUGGUACCUUGACAUCAGUGCCGCCAAUCACAUGAGUGGCAAUAAGGAGUUAUUCUCAACAAUAAAAGAGUCAGUAAAAGACAACAUUAUUUUUGGAGAUGAAACUAAAGUUCCAAUAAAAGGCAAAGGUGAUGUUCUUGUUCGUGCUAAAAAUGGAAGUCAUCUUUUGAUUUCUCAAGUUUAUUAUGUACCUACUUUGAAGUCUAAUAUUUUGAGUUUGGGACAAUUAUUUGAGAAUGGCUAUGACAUUCACUUGAAGAAUCGUUGUCUUAUUUUGAGAGAUGUUUCUCAUAAACUGAUUGCAAAGAAUAAAGAUGAAAUCUUUGGAGCAUUCAAAAAAUUUAAAACCCUUGUUGAAAAUGAGAGUGGCAAAUCAAUCAAAACAUUAAGGACAGAUCGAGGUGGAGAAUUCACUUCCAAGAAGUUUUACAAUUUUUGUGAUACCAAUGGAAUUCAGCAUUUCCUUAGAAUUCCAAGAUCACCGCAACAAAAUGGUAUUGUGGAGCGAAAGAAUAGAAUCAUCAUCAACAUGGUUCGUAGUAUGCUUAAGAGCAAGAGUAAGGAGAAGGAGUUUUGGGCCGAGACUGUUGCAUGA